GAAGAGGAGGAGAAAAGGGAAGAGAGACCCGGGCUUGACCCUUCGCUGCGGCGGCGGGGCGGGACCGGGGACGCUUGGGGGCUCUGGUUGCUUAGGCUCCGAUCCGUACUGUUCUGCUCGGCCCGGCCCGGCCCGAUUCGGCUGGGCUGGGCUCAGCCGGCCCAGCCAGCAGAAUGACCACCUUUUCUGUGAUGAAAAUUUUGUGCCAAGCAACCAGAAAUGAGAAUAGAUCUGCAAAAAGAUUCUUUGGUACUCUCCUGACACAAACACCACAGAAGAGGUUCUUUUCUCCAUACUGGAUGGUGGUACCAGAGCCUAGAAAGUCAGGAGUGUUUGGACUUACUCAGCCAUUUUGCACAGCUGAAAAAUCCCCCACGGAGCCAAAAAAGAAAGCAGCGUUUGGAAGUGUUGGGCGAAGAAUCCCCCAUCGGAUUUUGCAUUUAAUCAACCAGGAGGGAGAGAGCUUAGGAAAUAUGCAUCGAGCAGAGGCACUCAAACUUAUGGAUCAACAUGAUCUGAAACUGGUUCUCCUUCAGGAGAAUGCAGAACCUCCUGUGUACAGACUAAUGACUGGGCAGCAGAUUCAUGAAGAACAGCUUAAACGUGCAGAGAAGAAAAAAGGAAGUCCCAAACCAGGAGUAGUUCAGAAGGAGUUAUCCUUUUCUUCAGCUAUUGCCAAGAAUGACUUAGAAACCAAGACUAAACAGAUAGCACAUUGGAUUGAGAAGAAAUACCACGUUAAAGUUACCAUCCGGCAAGCAAAAGAUAGCAACACAGACAUGUUCAUGGUUUUUGAUCAGAUUUUGGAGACUGUCUCUGAGAAAGCCACUUACCUUUCCAAGCCAAAAGUUACCAGAGAAGGAGUGAGUACCUGUACUUUGAGACACAUGUCUGAAAAAGAGUUGAAAGCACACCAGAAAAUGGAAAAACAGAAAGCUGGUACAGUGAAGAAAGAUGAAAAUGAAGACCUGAAGACAAGUGAGUUGCAUCAGUGACUUUAUGGAAAGUUGUAAACAAUAAUAAUUUCUUAUUUAAAAAUAAACAGACUAUAAACUUAAAAUUA
Molecule: messenger RNA, 1063 nt
Organism: Calypte anna (Anna's hummingbird)
Lineage: Eukaryota; Metazoa; Chordata; Aves; Apodiformes; Trochilidae
Gene: MTIF3
Product: mitochondrial translational initiation factor 3
Exons: 4
Coding region: 174-995 (273 amino acids)
Biological process (GO): mitochondrial translational initiation; ribosome disassembly
Cellular component (GO): mitochondrion
Molecular function (GO): ribosome binding; translation initiation factor activity
Source: RefSeq, a predicted model, not a curated record